AUGACGAUCGACAUAAAUCUCCUGCGGGAGGAGAAGGGGGGCUGCCCCGCGAAGGUGGCGGAGAGCGAAAGACGGCGAGGGAGGGACCCGUCGAGGGUGGAUCAGCUGGUGGCUGCGGACAAGAGGUGGCGCGAGGCGACGUACGCGCUGGAGCAGGGCCGCAAGGACUUGAACUCGGUGAACAAGGAGAUCGGCCAGCGCAAAAAGGCGAACUCGAAGGAUUCUUGCGAAGACCUGGUGGCGAAGACCGCGGAAAUAAAGGGGAAGCUGCAGUCGCUGGAGGCUGAGGCUGCGGCCGCCGCCCAGACCCGAGACCGGCUGCUGAAGGGAAUAGGCAACCUCGUGCACGACUCUGUUCCCGUGAGCAGCGACGAAGCCGAAAAUAAAGUUGUGAAGACCUGGGGGACUCCAAAUAGAAUGAAGAUCGACGGAAGUCCGGGCCGCAUGCACCACCACGAGGUGCUCGCGCGCCUGCAGGGUGCGGACUUCAAGAAAGGCGUCGAGGUGGCUGGCCACAGAGGCUACUACCUCAAGGGCCCCGCAGUAAUGUUGAAUUAUGCUUUAAUUCAAUAUGGCCUCAGCUUUCUCGCAAAGAAAGGCUACCUGCCGGUGCAGCCGCCGUACUUCAUCCGGAAGCCGGUGAUGGCUGCGGCUGCAGAGCUCAAGGACUUCGAGGAAACCCUCUACCGCAUCCCCCACGACAGCAGCGCCCAGCAGCAGCAGCAGCAGCAGCAGGGGAAGCAGCAGGGGAAGGCGCAGGGGAAGCAGGAGGAGGCGGAGCGGGACGACAUGUUCAUGAUCGCGACCAGCGAACAGCCGCUGUGCGCGCUGCACAUGCACGAGCGCAUUGAAGAGAAGCAGCUGCCGCUGCGGUACGCAGGCAGCAGCACUUGCUUUCGCAAGGAAGCUGGGGCCCACGGGAAGGACUGCUGGGGGCUGUUUCGCGUGCACCAGUUCGAGAAGGUGGAGCAGUUCUGCAUAACUUCGCCGGAGAAGUCUUGGGAAAUGCACGAAGAGAUGAUCGCCACUGCGGAGGAGUUCUACCAGAGCCUCGAGCUCCCCUACAGAGUCGUCGCCAUCGUCUCGGGGGCCCUCAACGACGCUGCUGCCAAGAAGUACGACUUGGAGGCUUGGUUUCCCGGCUACGAGGCCUACAGGGAGUUGGUGUCUUGCAGCAACUGCACGGACUACCAGUCGCGGGAGUUCGAGAUCCGCCUGGGCCACAAGAAGGAGGCCGCAGCAGCAGCAGCAGCAGCAGCAGAAGCCAAGCCGUUCGUGCACCUCCUCAACGCCACUCUCGUCGCCACCCAAAGGUGCAUAUGCUGCAUUCUCGAAAACUACCAAACCCCCACCGGCCUCCGAGUCCCAAGGGCCCUGGUGCCCUACAUGGGCGGCCAGGAGUUUCUGCACUACACAGCAGAAGCAGAAGACACCAAAAGGGAGGCCUAG
This is a messenger RNA of Eimeria tenella, 1449 nucleotides long. Its product is annotated as seryl-tRNA synthetase, putative. NCBI's taxonomy places the organism in Eukaryota, Apicomplexa, Conoidasida, Eucoccidiorida, Eimeriidae. Gene Ontology annotation, cellular component: cytosol. The transcript has a single exon. The coding region runs from base 1 to 1449 and encodes 482 amino acids. Gene Ontology annotation, molecular function: ATP binding; tRNA binding; serine-tRNA ligase activity. The record is from RefSeq and is a predicted model, not a curated record. Gene Ontology annotation, biological process: seryl-tRNA aminoacylation.